This is a messenger RNA of Dimorphilus gyrociliatus, 565 nucleotides long. Lineage: Eukaryota; Metazoa; Annelida; Polychaeta; Dinophilidae. The record is from the annotation of a GenBank genome assembly.
CAUGUCCUUCAGACACUUGCCGGUUAUGCGUCUUCCUAGUCCUUCUUGGGAUCUUUGGCCAUCUAGAAAUGACGACUGGUUUCACAAUCGUUGGUCGGACUGGAUGACUAAUAUGCAAAGAACAUUCGAUGCUAUGGACGAAGAUUUUAGACAAAUUAGCAGAGCUUUCGAUAAUCAUAUGGAACAAACUCAUAGAAGUGUUCUUGGUAGUCAUACUGAAACUGAUUUACCAGCUAAUGUUGGAUGGAAACUGGUCGACGAUAAAGAAAAGAAUCAGCGAAAACUGCAUCUUGAUUUACCAGUGAAAAAUUAUGAACCUGAGGAAAUCAAAGUUACAGUUGAAGGUGGAACUUUAACGAUUAAAGCAACUCAUCAACACGAAAAAGAUGGAGAGAAAGUUUUUAGAGAGUGUGUUCGAAAGUUCACAUUGCCAAAAGGGGUUAAAGAAGAAGAUUUGAAAUGUAAUUUGAAUGCCGACGGUCGUCUAUCUGUCGAAGCCGUUGCUCCAGCUGCUAUUUCGGAUGGAGAGAAAGUAAUACCAAUCCAGUAUGAAAAGUCAAAGUAA